Messenger RNA from Parastagonospora nodorum SN15, 123 nucleotides. RefSeq lists its product as hypothetical. The record is from RefSeq and is a predicted model, not a curated record. The transcript is spliced from 2 exons. The coding region runs from base 1 to 123 and encodes 40 amino acids. Lineage: Eukaryota; Fungi; Ascomycota; Dothideomycetes; Pleosporales; Phaeosphaeriaceae.
AUGCCGGCCGCACUCGAGGUUAGCUUCAUGCUGGCCGCACUCAAGGUUGGUUUCAUACUGGCCGCUUCUAUACUGUGUAAGAGCACCUUUGUCGCAGACACGGUCCAAGGCUCAUUUGUAUAG